CUUCUCUUGGCUCAUCAACAACUGAAUCUGCGCUUGUAUUAAACUUACUAUUUAAAACAUGUGACAGACACAAGUAUUGGUUUAUCGUAAGUCCACUUCGUAAUAGAUAAGUCGGUGAAAUUACAAAUGUUACAAAGAACAGUAUCUCCCGUGUAUGUACUUGCUGUAAUAUACAUGUUCAGUAUAAUUGGACCAGCUCUCGGAAGUGAAAAAUAUGGAGACUGUGUAAGGUAUGCAGAAGGGGAAACCAAACCGGAUCUUCCAAAUGGUGACAGAUUUUGUAAUUCAAGAGUUGGAUGGGAUUAUGAGUAUUGCAUAGAAUUUAAAUGUCCUCCAACGGCAUGUGAACAACCAUUAGUUGCACCGUAUAAAAAAUGUCCAUAUUGUAAAGGCACUUGCAGUUAUGGAGGAAUCGUUUAUCAAGUUGGUGCCUCGUUUCUUUGCCUUGAUAGAUAUAACAGAUGUCACUGUCGCGAUGGAAAUAGCACACCCCAUACAAAAGUAGGUGUACCUGCAGAAUGGAUGUGCUUGAAUAAAAAACCAUAAAUAUAAUAAAAUAUAAUUAAAUAAAAGAAAGAAAGAAAACAAAUGUUGGAAAUCAAAGGUUGUUCUAGACUUUUCCAUUAGUUGUUAGAAUGAUUGAAAGGAUCUUAUUGCUGUUAACAUUUUGCAGCAGUGAAUCCUACGUUUCACCAUUAUACAUCUUUUUUGGCAUAAAAUGAUCGCAUGUUUAUGAGUAACUCAAAAUUGACAUCAUGACUAUCAAAAUUGUUUAAAAUUCUCUAAAUAUAAAUAAGAAUGAUGUUUAAAUCAUUAAACAAAUAUCACAUUCCUGAAUUGGUAAAGGCAUUUCCUUAUGAAAUAAAAGGAAACUUAAACUUGGUUUUAUCACUAGUAUGACAGUCACAUAAAAUUCCAUUACAUUGACAAAGAUGUUCGAACAAAACAAACAAAUUUAAUAGGUAAAAAUGUCUAAGAUAGAUGUGCACAGUCAAUAUGGUGUUAUAAUCUAAAUUCCCCUCGAAGUUUUACUAAAUAACAUUUUUGUUUGCUUUGGAGAUUCCAUAUAUCGUCCAAUUAUCAGAAUUUACAUGGGGACUAACUGUGCACCACUUAUUGUGGACUUGUCUCUGUAUUGUUAUGAGUUACAAUUCAGGACUAAAAUAUAAAAAAUGACCUAUCGAAACAACACCUAAUACAAACAGAUGAUAAUAUCUUUAGAUAGUUUAAUGAUCUAUUGGCUCUCAAUAAUGACGAUUACACUAACGAGAUUAAUCGUAUUGAAGUAAUUUUGCAUACAGCUAAAACUGAUCAUGAACACUGUCCUUUCCUUAUAAUUGAUAUCUAUAGCAUUACAGAAAGCCUUAUACCAGUUGUUUUUUUUUUAAUAAAAGAGAAGAUUUUCA
Molecule: messenger RNA, 1406 nt
Organism: Mytilus trossulus (common blue mussel)
Lineage: Eukaryota; Metazoa; Mollusca; Bivalvia; Mytilida; Mytilidae
Product: kielin/chordin-like protein
Exons: 4
Coding region: 127-546 (139 amino acids)
Source: RefSeq, a predicted model, not a curated record